GCCGAGGGCCAGCCAAGCAUCCGUCUCAGAACACAAUCUGCGAGUUCUUGGAUGUGCUGCAUGCUUGAAUAUCUAUUACUCUAGCAGUGCGUGUCCCUCAUUAACAACAGGCUCCCAGAAGUGUCACCAACGGUCGGAUUGAGAGGCAAGACGAGCGGCGGGUGCUUGGCAAUGGAAUAUAACACACGGACAAACCAAUCCACAAGUCUGCACUUCGCCCGAACAGCUCCAGGAACCCAAAGGAGGAGCCCGAGGCCACUAGUAGGUUGAUUUCUUUGGGGAAAACUGCAUUGUACAGUACCUACAGUGUGCGUUAUCUCUAGAUAAGCCUAGCCCACCCCGCACUGCAGGUCCGGGAAAGCGGGUUAGUGCAGCCGCCACCCUCAUCUGGGCAUGAUAGCGACGACCCUCCUAUAAAUCGCACAUUGUCGCUUGAGAGAUCAUGGGACCAUCCAAACAAAAAUCAUCUUGACAGCCAUGCAUUUCAAACGCACCAUCAGCAUCGUGGACUGCCACUGCGCCGGGGAAGUUGGCGACGUGAUCGUGGGCGGCGUGCUCGACCCGCCCAACUGCAGCACCAUGUACGAGAAGCUGGCGCACUUCCGCGACCACGAGGACCACAUUCGCCAGCUGCUGCUCAACGAGCCCCGCGGCCGGCCGGCCAUGUGCAUGAACCUCGUCCUGCCGCCGUGCAACCCCAAGGCCGACGCGGGGUUCCUCAUCAUGGAGAGCGAGGAGUACCCGCCCAUGUCCGGGGGCAAUCUCAUCUGCACCACCACCGUGCUGCUGGACACGGGCAUGGUGGCGAUGCAGGAGCCUGUGACGGAGCUCCUAUUGGAUACAGCUGCUGGCCCCGUGGCCGUCACCGCCGACUGCGCGAAUGGCAAAUGCACUGCGGUCGCGUUCCACAAUGUGCCCUCGUUUGUCUUUGUUCUAGAUCUUCCUGUCGAGGUCCCGGGGUUGGGGACGGUGUCUGUGGAUAUUGCUUGGGGUGGGAUGAUCUAUGCCAUUGUUGAUGCGACGAAGAUUGCGGGGGGGUUGAAGAUUGAGAACCGCAAUGGGCCGAAGUUGAUUGAGAUCGGGGAGCGCAUCAAGCAGGCUGUGCAGCAGAGUGACUUCGUGCCUGUGCAUCCGGACAACCCCCAGAUCCGAGGGGUCAGUAUCUUGGAGUUCACUGAGCCGUUGACUGGGUCUGCUUCGACGGGCGAUUUGACGGCUGUGAACACGGUGGUGGUGUCACCUGGGCGAUUUGACCGGUGUCCCUGUGGAACGGGGAGCUCGGCACGCAUGGCGGUGAUGCAUGCGCGGGGCCAGCUGCAAGUUGGGGAGAGAUUUCAACACCGCAGCAUCAUCGGCAGUAGCUUUGAGUGCUGGAUUGAGGGGACCACGCGGGUGGGCCAGUACGAGGCGGUGCUUCCGGUUGUCAAGGGCAGUGCAUGGAUCACCGGGUUUCGUCAGGUGGGGUUAGAUCCCACUGACCCAUUCCCAGUGGGCUUCAGAGUUGGAGAUCAGUGGCAUGUAGCGGAUGAUGCUCGAAUUUCCGAGGACUGAUAGUGAAUGGUGGGAUCCGAUAUUGAGGGUUAGUCUAUCCGGAGUGAGGAUUACCCCGCGGUGCGGUGCGGGGUAUACCACGUACAUAUGUAGGUAUCAACACUAGCCCUUCAAUCUGAGAGCUCGGAAUCUUACAUAAAACGAGCUUUGUACCCCAUAUCACGUACAAUUACUUCUACUGUUGUAUCCUGGUACCAAUUUCGGACAGGCUCAUCACAUGAUCAGAGAGAUCACAAAACCGGGCACCAAGACCUGGUGCAACAGAUGAAGUAAGUAGGUCACACAGGGACCAUGCUUCUACUCCAUUCGAUAAGAUUAGCCGCUUACAGGAUGGAUAAGGGAUAGACAAGCAGCGAACAUGGUCUUAUCAAAGGUA
Aspergillus japonicus CBS 114.51 is the source of this 1927-nucleotide messenger RNA. Its product is annotated as proline racemase family protein. The coding region runs from base 478 to 1551 and encodes 357 amino acids. NCBI's taxonomy places the organism in Eukaryota, Fungi, Ascomycota, Eurotiomycetes, Eurotiales, Aspergillaceae. The record is from RefSeq and is a predicted model, not a curated record. Gene Ontology annotation, molecular function: 4-hydroxyproline epimerase activity. The transcript has a single exon.